UAGUUGCGUAUUUCUAACAGCUCGAGCUUUUGGGAUUAAUGGUUAGCGCCAACGAUCCGACACACUCAACUUUGAGUCCGACAGAAUCUGCGAAAUUGCUUAUGGGACAGUGACGCAAUGUCCUAAAUCACUGUUGUUGUUAGAUGUGACUCAAAAUUUAGUUAUCGACUUCGAUUUUGGGCGUCGUCGAUAGUUUCGUGGUGCGACAAAUUUGGAAAAUCUUUUGUCAAGAAAAAAAAUUGGAUGUAUGUGGUGGGUAGCGGAGGGCCUGGGCCGAUAGGCCCGAUAAUGCACAAACUCGUUAAGAAUUUCCUUCUUCUUUUUGCCCUAGACGUGAUACAUUAUUGUACACACCCAAAAGUUUUGUACUCCUUUUUUCAUAGUGAAGUUCUCUCCUCCUUCACCUGUGAUUUUUUUCCCUGUAAAGGGUUUUCCACAUAAAUUCUUGUAUGUUCCAUUUAUUUUAUUGUUUAUGUGGUUUUGUCUACUUUGCAAUCGCCUUUUGUCGUUUCUGUUUGUGCACUUGUCAUAACAGCUGUAAUUGUCGUGUCGACACGAAGGAAGGGGGAUGUAAGAAAAUGUUGGGUACAAAUGGUGCACCGCAUUAUCCGGGUCCUCUGAAAUUUGUGACAGCUGAGUACAAUGGGAGCUUACCAAGUUUGGUGUAUUUCCCAUAUUCUUGGACAAAAGUCUCAAGCAUCAUCUUUCUUGAUUCUCCUGUUGGCUCUGGUUUUUCCUUUUCAAAACAAAUGGAAGGAUACGACGUAGGAGAUAUAUCUUCGUCGAUGCAAGUCUACACUUUCAUCAAGAAGUGGUUCAGCGAUCACCCACAAUUCCUGUCCAAUCCUUUCUAUGUUGCCGGUGAUUCUUACGCUGGUAAGGUUGCUCCAUUAAUCGCGCAAAUAAUUUCGGAAGGUAUUGAAUCUGGACAGCAACCACGUCUUAAUCUAAAGGGCUAUCUGAUUGGCAACCCCGGCACAGGCGAAAAGUAUGAUAACAAUUAUAAAGUCCCAUAUGCUCAUGGUAUGGGAAUCAUAUCAGAUCAACUCUAUGAGUUAACACAGAAAAAUUGCCAAGGAGAAGAUUAUGGAAAUCCUCGUAACAGGCUAUGUGCUCAGGUGCUAGAAACUGUUGAAGAGCUUAUGGAUAAAGUUGAGAAGGCUCAGGUUUUGGAACGAAAAUGCAUUUUAGUAUCCCCAAAACCGGAAAUUACAAGCGAAAGUAGAAGGUAUCUUAAGGGAGAGAACGCCAAAUUAUCUAGUCCACCAGAGGUUCCUCCAUUGGAAUGUAGAUCUUACGCUUAUUUCUUAUCGUAUUAUUGGGCAAACGACAAUCGCACGAGAGAGGCUUUGAACGUAAAAAAGGGAACAGUUAAGGAGUGGGUGAGGUGCGAAAAAGUGCUUCCUUAUACUAAAGAUCUUGAUAGUAGCAUAAAGUAUCACUAUAACCUCACCAGAAGAGGUUACCGUGCUCUUGUAUACAGCGGUGAUCACGACAUGGUUGUGCCAUUUCUGGGAACACAGGCUUGGAUAAGAUCCCUCAACUUCUCCAUAGUGGAUGACUGGAGAUCAUGGGAUGUUGAUGGCCAAGCUGCAGGAUUCACAAUCACGUACGCCAACAACAUGACGUUUGCGACUGUAAAGGGUGGCGGUCACACGGCACCAGAGUACCGGCCUAAGGAGUGUUUGGCCAUGGUUCGGAGGUGGCUUAAUGGAAAGCCCCUGUGAAGCAACUGCUUAUUUCAUCGUUUCUCGGUGUAAGAAUUGAUGCAAAGUGUUGUAUGAGUAAACUUGCACAUGUUUACAUGACAUGGUUAAUUUCACCAUUUCUUUUCUUCUUAUUGUGCACAUGAUGGACAUGUAAAAUGUUCCCCUUAUGAGAAAAUAAUGUCUCCAUUGUUUAGCU
This is a messenger RNA of Ananas comosus (pineapple), 1905 nucleotides long. Its product is annotated as serine carboxypeptidase-like 18. Bases 450 to 1727 code for a protein of 425 amino acids. The transcript is spliced from 13 exons. Gene Ontology annotation, molecular function: acyltransferase activity, transferring groups other than amino-acyl groups; serine-type carboxypeptidase activity. Lineage: Eukaryota; Viridiplantae; Streptophyta; Magnoliopsida; Poales; Bromeliaceae. Gene Ontology annotation, biological process: proteolysis; secondary metabolic process. The record is from RefSeq and is a predicted model, not a curated record.